Messenger RNA from Menidia menidia (Atlantic silverside), 1234 nucleotides. The record is from the annotation of a GenBank genome assembly. NCBI's taxonomy places the organism in Eukaryota, Metazoa, Chordata, Actinopteri, Atheriniformes, Atherinopsidae.
GUCUCUGUCCUCGGCACGCGCAUUUCGUCACAGGGAUGAUUUUCUAACCAAUUACGCGCAAUGUGGAAAAUUUCAUCCAACUGCAGGAGGGAUACUGGCAAGUUGGAGGGAUUUCACUCAGGGAUGGUGCCUCUGCGCGCACCUGGAGCCGCUGGAGACAUGCAGAGGCAACAGAUUCCGCACAGUUUCCUCUCCCUUCUAUGAUACUCGUCCGCAGUGAAUCUGCGAUCUUGUUCCUGGGAUGGGGAGAAGCCCACGGAGCUGCGGUGCCGUCCUCCUGCUGGCUGUCGUUUGCUCCUGUCGCGCUGCCACCCUGGAGUCCAUCCACUGGAGCAGCUCCAACGCAAAAUUUGCUCCUGGUCAGGGUUUGGUGCUCUACCCUCAGAUAGGUGACAAAAUGGACAUCGUGUGUCCCCGGGCCGAUGCGUCCGCCAGAGGAGGGGAGGAGUUCUACAAAGUCUACCUGGUCUCCCAGAGUCAGAUGCAGCGCUGCGCCGUGGACAAGAUGGACACGCCGUUGCUGAACUGCGACAAGCCUUACCAGGACGUCAAAUUCACCUUCAAGUUUCAGGAGUUCAGCCCGAACCUCUGGGGUCUGGAGUUCCUCAAGGGGAGGGACUAUUACAUCACCACCACAUCCACAGGCUCUCUGAAAGGUCUGGAUAAUACCAAUGGAGGGGCGUGUAGGACCAAAUCCAUGAAGCUGGUGCUGAGAGUUGGCCAGAAUGCUACAGAUCCACCUUCAACCCUUCAGGAGUCUCCGACCAGAUUCCCACCCACGGCACCAAAGUCCAAGGCCAAGGACGCCUCCACAAAGGAAAAAAAUAAAAAAACAAAUGUGGGAUCGGACCCUGAGCAGGCUGACCCGAGCAGCGGUGGCUCUCAGCCAGGGGUCAUGGUGUGGGUCAUCUCGGGCUGCGCGGCCCUCCUUCUGGUCAGCGUGAUUCUGCUGGCGGCGCUGUGGAGGUGCCGCCGGCGUCGCUGUGACCCUGACGGGCGGCAACAGCAUCAGCAGCAUCAGCCCGCCUCCGUGUCCCUCAGCACGCUGGCGUUGCCGAAGAGGGACAGCAUCAGCAGCGACAACAACGGCUCCGACGUGGUCUUCCCCCUGCGGGCCUCCGACGGCAUGAUCUGCCGCCACUACGAGCGCGUGAGCGGCGACUACGGGCCCCCCGUGUACAUAGUCCAGGAGAUAAUGCCCCAGAGCCCCACCAACAUCUACUACAAAGUGUAA